This is a messenger RNA of Telopea speciosissima, 960 nucleotides long. Its product is annotated as peroxiredoxin-2E-2, chloroplastic-like. Gene Ontology annotation, molecular function: thioredoxin peroxidase activity. The transcript has a single exon. Gene Ontology annotation, biological process: cell redox homeostasis; hydrogen peroxide catabolic process; cellular response to oxidative stress. NCBI's taxonomy places the organism in Eukaryota, Viridiplantae, Streptophyta, Magnoliopsida, Proteales, Proteaceae. Gene Ontology annotation, cellular component: cytoplasm. Bases 29 to 712 code for a protein of 227 amino acids. The record is from RefSeq and is a predicted model, not a curated record.
UCUCUCUCUCUCUCUCUGAUACUAAGCAAUGGCGGUCACAGCUUCUCUAACCAUGGCGAGACUGAUUACAGCUCCGUCAGCCACUUCAUUCUCGAACACAGCUCGUUUACAGCCCAAGACCCUCUCUUCAAAUUUCUCCUUCGCUUCUCCUCUCCGCCUUAGUCUCCGACGCUCACCUCUCAGAUGCGCCACCACUUCCGCCUCCAAAACCCUCAUCGCCUCCACCAUUUCAGUCGGUGACAAACUUCCAGAAUCCACCUUUUCUUACUUAGACUCCGCCGAAGAAGUCCAAACCAUCACAGUCUCUGACCUCACCAAGGGCAAGAAAGCUAUUUUGUUCGCUGUACCUGGAGCUUUCACCCCUACUUGUUCUCAGAAACAUCUUCCUGGGUUUGUUGAGAAGUCUGGUGAGUUGAAGGCGAAGGGUAUCGAUACCAUCGCUUGUAUCUCGGUGAACGAUGCUUUUGUGAUGAAGGCUUGGAAGGAGGAUUUGAAGAUUGAGGAUGAGGUCUUGUUGCUUUCUGAUGGGAAUGGAGAAUUUACGAGGGCGAUUGGGACUGAGCUUGAUCUUAGUGAUAAGCCUGUUGGGUUGGGGGUGCGUUCCAGGAGGUAUGCUCUUCUUGCGGAUGAUGGGGUUGUGAAAGUUUUGAAUUUGGAGGAGGGUGGUGCGUUUACGGUGAGCAGCGCUGAGGAUAUGCUCAAGGCUCUCUGAUUUUGGUCAGGUUGUAGUCUCUUUGUUUCUUCUUCUUCUUGUCCCCCCCCCCCCCCCCUUCUUUUAGUAUGUAGUUUGGGGUGUUCUCUGUCAAUCUGAGUCAAAUUUGAAUCCUCUUGAAUUGAGUUUGACGCCAUUCUCUUCAAUGUCUGGCUCUCUUUUUGUUUCUGUUAUAUCUGUAGUAUCUAAAUUUUAUCGGGAUAUGUCUUGGUAAUAUGAGCUUUCAUAAUAAAAUGGAGAAGAGCCAC